AUGGAGCUAAAUAAUGGUAUGAUGAAUCGAGGAUUGUUUUGGAAUGUUGUACCAGGUUAUUUUUGGGCUGAGCUGCACGUGGAUCGAUUAAUCUUAAAGCAAAGUAGUUAGAAAGAUCCUUUGUUGAACUUUACAAUGAGAUUGUAAUAGAAAAAGACAAUAUAUCAUUAAAGAACUACAAGUCCAAGGCUGAUAGUACUAUAAGAUGAUUCUGAUUCAUCAAAACAUAGUGAUUUAAAGAAGAGUUACGGUACUAAGGAAUCUGGUGAUAAUGUUGGAAAUGAUAGCUUAAAAGUAAAUCGUCGUUAUCAAAAUUAAAAAACAAUCUCUAAAAAGAUGGGCAAUGUAAAAAUAAAUCCAUUUCAUUCAACUUCAUCAUCAAGUCCCUCUCAGAGAUCUUAAAAUUACGAAUAGAAAAGCUUGAUAGUCUAAUCAAUUAUGUAAAGAACUAGUGGAUAUCAUAAUAAAUAAGAAUCUAUUCAAUCUAAGCAAGAUUAAUACGUUGUAGUGAGAUAAACUAUUGAAAAAAUCUAGGAUUAAUCAUAUGGUACAGGGCAUAAUCAUUUGAUUAAAUUCCCUGACAGCAAAUCCAUAAGCAAAGCUUCAAAUUCGUCAAACAAAGAAAGCAUUAUUUCUAGCAAUAAAAGCAUAAUUGAUCCAAGAAGGCCAAAGAUUCCUCAUAUUGAAAUUGGAAAUCUACAAACUGAAGUAGAGCCAUCACCUAGAGAACUAUAUACUAAUCAUCGAUUUUUGGAAACAGAAGAACAAGAUGAAUUACCUGAGAUGAGAUAGGAAGAGACAAAAGAUGAUAUAGAGGCAAUGUACAACGAGAUAGGUAAAGAUAUGAAAAAGUCUACAUAAUGA
This is a messenger RNA of Stylonychia lemnae, 864 nucleotides long. The record is from the annotation of a GenBank genome assembly. NCBI's taxonomy places the organism in Eukaryota, Ciliophora, Spirotrichea, Sporadotrichida, Oxytrichidae.